This is a messenger RNA of Rangifer tarandus platyrhynchus (Svalbard reindeer), 3174 nucleotides long. NCBI's taxonomy places the organism in Eukaryota, Metazoa, Chordata, Mammalia, Artiodactyla, Cervidae. The record is from the annotation of a GenBank genome assembly.
AUGAAGACAGAGACGGAGAUCCUGGCGCCGGAGCCCCCGGCCGGGCCAGGCGUCAGUCACCUGCUGAGUAGCCGGAAGCUGCUGGCCCUGGGGGCCGUGCUCGGCUGGCUCCUGGUCAUCCACCUCCUGGUCAACGUGUGGCUUCUCUGCCUUCUGUCUGCGUUGCUGCUGGUGCUGGGAGGAUGGCUGGGCUCUGACGCCAUCGUGGGGGCUUCAGGGCGGCUGCACCUGGAGCGCUUCGUCCCAAUGGCCGUCUGCCCCCCAAACCCCGAGGCGGAGAGGCAGCUGGAACAGGAGAUCGACCGCACCAUCCGGAUGAUCAUGCGGGACUUCGUGUCGUCCUGGUACCGCACGGUGAGCCAGGAGCCAGCCUUCGAGGAGGAGAUGGAGGCAGCCAUGCGAGGGCUGGUCCAGGAGCUCCGGAGGAGGAUGGCCAGGGUGGACAGCCACGCUCUUGCCCAGAGGGUUCUGACUCUCUGCGGUUGUCAUCUACAGAGCUAUAUUCAGGCGAAGGAGGCUGCAGGGAAACAGAGUGGCCCAGGGGAGCCCUCCAAGCUCUGGGAGGCUUACUGCCGGGCCAGCGCUCCACACCCUGCAGUGCAGAGCCCUAGCGCUGAGGUCACCUACACACGGGGCAUCGUGAACGUGUUGCUUCAAGGACUAGUGCCGAAGCCGCACUUGGAGACCCGGACCGGCAGGCACAUAGUGGUGGAACUCAUUACUUGCAAUGUCAUCUUACCGCUGAUCAGCAAGCUCUCGGAUCCGGACUGGAUCCACCUUGUACUCGUGGGCAUCUUCUCCAAGGCCAGGACUAAGCCAGCAGGAGUGGCUAAUCCACGCUGCCCAGCCAGUGCCCUGGAACAGCCCUCAGUGCCCGCAUCUCUGCCGCUGAUUGUCGAGGUCCAGGGUCUCGCAGAAGCCCCUUCUCCAGCAGCAGCCCCGAUGCUCCUAAGCUGUAGUGAGCCAGAUGGGCCUUCACACCCCUCCCCAGAAGUUGAAGAAGGCCAUGAAGCGCUGGAGGGAGAUCUGGGGGGAGUGCUCGAGGAGAGAAAAGUCGGAAACAGCUCUUCUCGUUUCCUGCAGCCUCUGUUCUUGUCUGAAGAUGCAGAGCUGGAGUCCCCGUUGUCUGAACUGGGCAAAGAAACCAUCAUGCUCAUGACUCCAGGCCCCUUCCUCUCUGCCAGGAUUCAGGAUGCCUUGUGUGCCCUUGGGAGCUCCCAGCCUCUGGAGCCUAAGGAUGGCAAGGGACCCGAAGGAAUAGAAGGAGCGGAAGCUGAGGAGGGUCCAGGAACAGAAACGGAGCCGGGCCUGCUUGCCUCCAUGCUGAAUUCCUGCCCAGAGAUCCAGAUUGACACAGCGGACAAGGAGGGAGAGCAGGGAAAUGGCGCCUCUCUCACAACUUUGCUGCCCAGUCCGGAGAGGAUAUGUCCCCCACGCCCCUUGUGUUUAGAGAAGGAUCUCACCAAUGGUGGGAGCUCCCUGGACUCCAGUCUGCCACAGGUCCUGCUUUCCUCCUCUCCACCUGGACCCCUCAGCUCAGCCACCUUCAACUUUGAGCCCCUGGGCAGUCCAGAUGGCCCCGUGGUCAUCCAGAACCUUCGCAUCACUGGCACCGUUACUGCUCGAGAGCACAGUGGCUCCGGUUUCCACCUGUACACGCUCUACAUGGUGAAGUACGAGACGGCCCUCGACGCUGAGAACAGCGGCGGCCUGCAGCAGGUGGCCUACCACACUGUGAACCGCCGCUACCGCGAGUUCCUGAACCUGCAGACCCGUCUGGAGGAGAGAUCGGAUCUCCGAAAGUUCAUCAAAAAUGUGAAGGGCCCCAAAAAGCUCUUUCCAGAUCUUCCGUUUGGAAACAUGGACAGUGACAGGGUGGAAGCCCGCAAGAGCCUCUUGGAAUCAUUUCUCAAGCAACUCUGUGCCAUUCCUGAGAUCGCUAACAGUGAGGAGAUGCAGGAGUUCCUUGCUCUCAACACAGAUGCUCGUAUUGCCUUUGUCAAGAAGCCGUUUGUGGUCUCCAGAAUAGACAAGAUGGUGGUGAGUGCUAUCGUGGACACGUUGAAGACAGCGUUCCCUCGCUCUGAGCCCCAGAGCCCCACAGAGGAGCUGAGUGAGGCCGAGACAGACAAUAAGCCCCAGACAGAAGGCAAGAAGGCUGCCAAAUCCAGACUGAGGUUCUCAUCCAGUAAAAUUGCUCCAGCACUGAAUAUAACUGAGGCACACGAGAAGGUUCUCUACUGUCUCCAGGACAGCAGCGCGGAGUCAGAGACCCUCUCUGUGUCUGGGAUGGAAUCCUUUAUUGAAAAACAGGCAAAGUUACUAGAAGUGCAGCCAGCAGACGCUCCCGGAAGAGAUUCUGAACAGACCGCUGAGGGGUGUGUGGGCGAUCUCGUGUCAGAUGCUCCCUCUCCAGCCCAAGGCCUCAGCAGCAGUGAUCCAGGAACAGAGACCGAGUUGGCCGACACAGCCCUGGACCUGCUUGUCUUGCUGCUCAUGGAACAGUGGCGAUGGCUGUGUACAGAGAGUGUGCAGAAAGUCCUUCAUCUUGUCUUCGGGACCCUGAUCCAGAGGUGGCUGGAGGUGCAGGUGGCUCAUCUGACAUGUCCACAGCGCUGGGUGCAAUACCUCCGGCUCCUCCAGGAGUCCAUCUGGCCGGAUGGGGCUUUGCCCAAGUGUCCUCGGCCUGUGAGGACCCCGGAACAGAAGGCAGCGGCUGAGAAACAGGCUCUGCAGAGCCUGAUGGGUGUCUUACCAGAUGUCAUUGUAGAAAUCCUCGGGGAGAACAAAUGCCGGCUGAGCUGGAGUCUGGUCUUGGAGUCGCUGCAUCAGCCCCUCAUCAACAGGCAUUUGAUUUACUGCCUUUGGGACAUCAUCCUGGAAUUGUUGGAGCUCAGUGCCUCUGCCGAAGAAUCUGCCGUAACCAGCUCCACUGCAGACACCCCAGGAAGACGGGCAUCUCCCCUUAGCCAGAGGCCAUUGUCCAAUUUCUUUGAGGGAAACACAGUCCAUCCAGGAGCACUCUUGAAAGCCAGAGCGCAGGUCUCUCGAGCGUCCCCACAGCCCAUGGAGGGAGACACUUCUCAGGGCUCUCUGUGCUCACCAGUGUUGCCCAGCAUCCCGGCUUGCAGAGGGCGUGACUUCGGCUGCUGCCCUAGGAAGCUGCUUCCCUGA